AUGUCUCCAAGAGAGAAAGAAGAACAAACACAAGUAUGCCAAAAGCCGACUAGGUAUGACGUUAUAUGGAGUUGAUGAGCAAAUAAUUAUGUGGCUGUUUUAUAUAACUCUGCAUUAACGAAUAAGUAUGGGGACUCGACUAAGAAAUCGAAUGCCUUAAUGCGUAUAAUCACGUAAUCAUACUGAAAAAAGAUUCUCUGAAAAAAUAGUUCCCGUUUUCCCGGACACGCGCUAUCAUUAAUACCACAAAAAUUCGGAUAAUAUUAUAAUGUAUACGUAAUAUCCAUAUUUCUAUUUACUAAUAAAUUCAAGGGGUUCGUCUGCUUACAAUUAGAUUGUCAAAGUUGGAUGCUGGAAAGGCUAUACGUGAUGUGGCAGUGGCUGAAACAAUGCUCACCCCAACAAGCUGUAGACAAAAGAAGCUAAGUGAACCUGAAUUUGUACCGGAUUGGACUCCAAAUAAGUCAUAUACGGAACAACUUCCCGGCAAUUUGAACGCACAGACUCUGAACAACUGUCCUCUUGAUUGGUACAACGACACCAUGAAAAAAUUGUCCAGAGAAGUUCGAGAAUCAUUCACCCCUUUGACAUCUCAGCUUAGUACAUCUUGGAAUACAACAUCCGAUGAAACGAAGCAAUCGUGUGUUGAAAAUGCGCUCGAGGGUUGUCGUAUUGUUUGUAACAUGGUUGCUCCUAUGGAUGGAGACAAGUUAUUUCAAUGUAUCAAACAAUCGAAUGAAAGUGUGAGCGGUGAAUUGAUAGCCUUGAUGACGGCCUACAAACGCGCACCAACUAGAAACACGAAGAUACAAAUUUUAAGCAUUUACGCGCAUAGAUACCCAAGAAAGGAACUUAUGCGAAUUCACGAACCCUAUGAAAAGCUAACGAAAUGGAAAAUAGAUAGGGCACGAUUACAUGCGACAAAGAGUGGUCCUGGAACUGCGCCAGAAAAGCACGAUCAGCAUCGAACAAGGCUAUCAAUGGAUAAAGUGGAUCACUUUCUAGGCUUCGUGAACCGACCCUAUUUUUACCAGGACGUCGCGUUCGGAACCAGAAAGCUAAAACUUUCAAACGGUGAUACAGUCUCCAUGCCAAAUGUUAUUCGGACAGUUACCCGUUCAACGAUGAUUUCCCAGUACAUGCAAUACUGCGAGGAAGAUCAUUACCAACCUGUUAGUAGAUCCACACUUUUCAGAAUACUAGAAGUUAGAGAAGCAUCGCAAAGAAAAUCUCUUCAAGGUUUGGACAACACGGCAGCUGAUGGCAGUGCAGGUUUUCAGACGUUAAAGCGAAUCGUUGACGAGAUGGAACACGUGGGAGUUGGAAAAGAAUGGGCAAUUGACAUCAAGAAAAAGUUGGACGAGGGCAAAAAUUAUUUGAAGACGGAUUACGUAGUACAUUGCAAAGAAUAG
This is a messenger RNA of Paramuricea clavata, 1412 nucleotides long. NCBI's taxonomy places the organism in Eukaryota, Metazoa, Cnidaria, Anthozoa, Malacalcyonacea, Plexauridae. The record is from the annotation of a GenBank genome assembly.